Hippocampus comes (tiger tail seahorse) is the source of this 2591-nucleotide messenger RNA. It is a transcript of the gene lhx4, whose product is annotated as LIM homeobox 4. The transcript is spliced from 6 exons. Gene Ontology annotation, molecular function: zinc ion binding; DNA-binding transcription factor activity, RNA polymerase II-specific; RNA polymerase II transcription regulatory region sequence-specific DNA binding. Gene Ontology annotation, cellular component: nucleus. Bases 162 to 1331 code for a protein of 389 amino acids. Gene Ontology annotation, biological process: neuron differentiation; regulation of transcription by RNA polymerase II. NCBI's taxonomy places the organism in Eukaryota, Metazoa, Chordata, Actinopteri, Syngnathiformes, Syngnathidae. The record is from RefSeq and is a predicted model, not a curated record.
CGCUAUCCCUUGGUGGACAUAAACGAGAGGGUAGCAACAACACGACUAUUUUGCUCCUUUUUUUCCCUUUUUUUUUUUCCUUUUUAACAUUCGGAAGACACGAGAGGGGGAAGUGCGCCCACCGUGUUGCGGGUGUAUGUGCGUGCGCGUGUGGGAUCACGAUGAUGCAAAGUGCAGCGGUCCUUCCCACUGAGAGUCCCGUUAAGAGUUUACCGGACAUCCUGGGAGUGCCACUGCAACAGAUCCCUCAGUGUGCGGGCUGCAGUCAGCACAUCGUGGACAAGUUCAUCCUGAAGGUCCUGGACCGGCACUGGCACUCCAAGUGCCUCAAGUGCGCCGACUGCCACACGCCGCUGGCCGACAAGUGUUUCUCCAGGGCCGGCAGCGUCUACUGCAAGGAGGAUUUCUUCAAGCGCUUCGGAACAAAAUGUGCAUCGUGCCAACAGGGGAUCCCUCCCACGCAGGUGGUGCGGAAGGCGCAGGACUUUGUGUACCACCUGCACUGCUUCGCCUGCAUCAUGUGCAGCAGGCAGCUGGCCACCGGGGAUGAGUUCUACCUCAUGGAAGACGGCAGGCUGGUGUGCAAGGUGGACUACGAGACGGCAAAACAGAACGAUGAUUCCGAGGCGGGGACCAAGCGACCGAGGACCACCAUCACGGCCAAGCAGCUGGAGACCCUCAAAAGUGCCUACAAGAACUCCCCCAAGCCGGCACGACACGUCAGGGAGCAGCUUUCCUCUGAGACGGGCCUCGACAUGCGAGUCGUGCAGGUUUGGUUCCAGAACCGCCGAGCGAAGGAAAAGCGUCUCAAAAAAGAUGCAGGCCGCCAUCGAUGGACUCAGUUUUACAAAAGUGUCAAACGUAGCCGAGGAGGGCCAAAGGUGGAGAAGGAGAGCUCGGCGGAUGACGCAGGCCUCAGUGACAGCGAGCUGAGCUUCAGAGACGACCAGGUGCUGUCAGACCUGGGCCACGGCAACGGACUCUACGGGAGUGUGGGCGACAUGACGAGCGGCGCCGUGCUGAACGGCGGCUUCUCGGUGGACGCGGCGAGCCAACCGUACCACGACAUCCGCGCCGGAAGCCCCUACGGCCUCCCGCAGUCCCCUUCCUCCAUCGCCUCCCUGCCCGGCCACACCCCCCUCCUCAACAACCUAGCCUUCACCAUGGACGCUCUGGGGGCGCAGGGCGGGCCGGGCGGCGUGGGCCAGGCUCUGAGGGCCAUGGCGGGCGGCCCGACCUCAGACCUGUCCACGGGUAGCAGUACGGGCUACCCUGACUUCCCCACCAGUCCCGUGUCCUGGCUGGACGAGAUGGACCAGUCCCAGUUCUGAGGACAAAAGGCACGCAAGACUUUUUGUUUCCAUCACGCCAGCAGUUUUGGAAAGCCGUUGGAGCAUUUAGUCGAUCUCCAACUUAGGGUCCAUGUACAGUACUGGUACACUCUUGGUCCUCACGAAGACAAUUCAGUGCACCAGUACAAUGACCGUGUCUUACUAGUAACGCCUCUUCUGCUACCGGUGCCACUGAUUGCCCUGUAGAACAAACUAAACCUUAAUCGUCAUCCACUGUGCUACACUAGUACACUACUAGUUGGUAUGCAAUAGGAGCCUCCAUGACCCUACUCAUAGCCCACUUGUGGUUUUGCUUUACGAGUAAUAUAAAGUUUUCCAACUGGUAUGUCAAAGUUGCAGAGAUCUCAUACAGUAUUAGAUUAUAUGUUACUAGUAAAACACAGUCUUUCUAAUAGUUGUUGUACUAGUGUGCUGAAUUGUCUUACAAGUAAGGACAAAGAGUGGACUCGAACAUGAAGCCAAAUAUUGUACACACUAGUAGAAUGACUGUGUCUUAUGAAUAACUUUUCUUCCAUAACUGCUGCAACUUUUGGCCUGCAUGUUAACAAUUAGUUGUUACUACUAAACUACUAGUAGUAGCGGCACUAGGAAAACUAGAAGGCCCAAGUAUUUGGCAUGUGUCAUAAUAUAUCCUUGAUUCUAGCUUAAGGUCCAUGUCCUAGUGCGUUUUUUUUUUUGUCUUCACUACAUGUUACUAAUGAGGCAAAACUGCGCACUAGUUGACAACUGCAUGCUUAAGCACAGUCUUGCUUUAUUGGUAACACGUAGUUGUCCUACAAGUAAGCAGAAAUGACAUACAGAAGUAAAAAAAUACAUUGAACUAGUGUGGCACAGUCUCUCUUUUAAUAGGCUGCAUUUUUUUACUAGUGAAGACAAAGAGUGUACUAGUACGUGGACUUUGCGCUGGAUAUUCUCAAUAAAGUUCCAUGUACUAGUGGUGACACUACACCUCACUAGUAGUAGUAGUCAUAUUCUUACUAGCAACAUUUUUCCACGACUACUGCUACUUUUAAGAACCAGCUCGUAGAUCCAACUAGUAUCCAGCUCAGGUUCAUGUACUAGCACAUAGUUUUUCCUCGUCGGAGACCUUAAAAAAAAAGUGCAGUAGUGGACAAAUGCGUGCUACUAGUACUACAAGUGGCAUUAUAAAAUUCAACUGGUUAAUAUCCAACGAGUAGUCCUAGUCGAGUGCAAAUGUCACCUGAAGCAGAAUUUUGCCUCGUUGUUGGAGACUUGUAG